This is a messenger RNA of Thyridium curvatum, 1563 nucleotides long. RefSeq lists its product as uncharacterized. Lineage: Eukaryota; Fungi; Ascomycota; Sordariomycetes; Thyridiales; Thyridiaceae. Gene Ontology annotation, biological process: intracellular signal transduction; mitotic cell cycle. The transcript has 2 exons. The record is from RefSeq and is a predicted model, not a curated record. Gene Ontology annotation, molecular function: histone H3T3 kinase activity. Bases 1 to 1563 code for a protein of 520 amino acids. Gene Ontology annotation, cellular component: cytoplasm; nucleus.
AUGUCUCGGACGGCGACUGUGAGAAGAUACGGCAAGGCCGCCAGGAAGCCGCGGGUCGAUCUCUUCGCAGAGCUUCCCAAGAGCAGUCCGAUCAAGAGCGUAGCCAUUACCGAUGUAGAGGACCCUGUCGACCUCAUCACCGAGCAACUCACGAAUGUGCGGUUGGAGGAUGUCCAAGUCGAGCGACAGGAGCACUCCAUUGUUCUGGUAACCCCCGAUGUGACCGCCAAGUCCGAGGAGACCAAGCAGCAAGAGCAACAGCUAGAUGGUCAGCUCGACGUCGAGGACGGGGAUGAAGCGGAUGAGACCCUGCGCCUUCUGACAUGGUCAGACUUGUGUCCACCAGGAGACAAGAUCCAGAAGAUUGCAGAAGCCUCCUUCGCCGAGGUCUACCGAGUCUCUAAUGAGCGCGGCACCAGUAUUCUCAAAGUCAUAAGGCUCGAUUCACCAAUCAAGCCUAAGACCAAGCAACAAGAGAAAAGCGGCCUGGUUGACGAGGAGCCUCACACCGAGAAUGAUCUGCAGGGCGAGCUCCUGAUCUCCGAGUGGCUGGCCGACAUUCCCGGUUUUGUUGUUUACAAGGAGAGGUAUUUCGUCAUGGGCAAGACUACCAAGGGUCUCCUCGAAACACAUCAAACCUUCCACCGGAAGCUCAAACGGCAAGACCCUGAUCGACUCCAGUUCUAUCCCUCGCCAAGCCGAUACCUUGACGGCACCAAAUUCCUCGUGGUCGAGUUGGGCGAUGCAGGAAAGGCUCUUGAAGAUUUCCCUCUGUCUUCAAUAUCACAAGUGUGGGAUAUUUUCCUCCUUGUUGCGAUUGCCUUGGCUCGUGCUGAGGAUCAAUUCAAAUUCGAACACCGAGAUCUUCACGAGGGCAAUCUAUGCAUUCGCCAAGUCGGCGAGCCCAGAACCAAAACAGACGAUUCUUCGGUGCGAUUUGGUUUCUCCGGCUUGGACAUCACCAUCCUUGACUACGGUCUGUCAAGAGCCGAGAACGAUGAGUCUGAGGGCGUACAAUCCGUUGCCUUUGACCUCGAAAAGGACUUGGGAAUCUUUACCAGCACGCAUGCACCGCAGUGUAAAGUGUAUCGACAAAUGAGAUCAUUCCUCCUUAAAGGAGACCGCGUACACUUGCCAUCGGAGUCGCAUUGCAAGCCAUAUGAUGAUGGACCAGACGGGCCCAUCUCGUGGAGCGAGCACCAUCCCUACACCAACAUCCUGUGGCUGGCGUAUAUCUACAGCUAUCUCAGUCGGCACUUCCAGGGCGAGAAGAGGGCCCUGACGCAUUUCAAGAAAGUGACCAAAGAGCUUUGGUCGCAUCUCGACCCGGAUGCGCCGCUCGACAUACUGUCGUUCUCGAGCGCCACGGAUGUUGUCCGAUAUGCCGUCGAAGCCGGCUGGCUCACCGAGGCACAGCUUGCCGGCGAUAGGGACAUCGGGCAGUUCGCAGAGGUCCCUGACGAGAGCCAUAAUGAGAGCAUCUUUGAGGUGCAGACCGCGGACAGGUCUGAAGCCGACUUGCGACGCUCACCGCGGAGACGAACCAGACGUGUGUUAUAUUAG